This is a messenger RNA of Ctenopharyngodon idella (grass carp), 1915 nucleotides long. It is a transcript of the gene eps8l1a, whose product is annotated as eps8 like 1a. Bases 166 to 1689 code for a protein of 507 amino acids. The record is from RefSeq and is a predicted model, not a curated record. Gene Ontology annotation, cellular component: vesicle; ruffle membrane; plasma membrane. Gene Ontology annotation, molecular function: actin binding. NCBI's taxonomy places the organism in Eukaryota, Metazoa, Chordata, Actinopteri, Cypriniformes, Xenocyprididae. The transcript has 16 exons. Gene Ontology annotation, biological process: Rho protein signal transduction; regulation of Rho protein signal transduction; positive regulation of ruffle assembly.
UAAAGAGAGAGGGAGGGUGAGAGGAGAAUGACAGAUCUAGACAAACAAGCCUAGCCUGAACACUCUGAACUGAAGCAGCAACAGCGCAGUUCUUCGCCAAAGACAGUUUGUGGCACUGUGUAAACAGAAGAUGUGACAGAAGGAGGUGUACACAUCUAACACACGAUGGCUGCUCCCCAAGUUAUUCCCAGGAGAAUGUCAAAGUCAAUCAAAGUACCACCAAAUGAUACAGCUGCUUACCCCGGUCCCACUGUAAAUGGAGGAGUGAAAACAGAUACACAUCUGAUCCAAGCACAGAGAGAAGUUGAGUUGGUGAAUCACUGUUUUGCUGAUGUGGAGCGUUUCAUGGCCCGUCUGCAGGUGACAGCAGAAGCUCUUGAGCAACGGAGCAUGAAAAAGAGUCGCAAAAAGAGCAGCAAGAAGAAUAAAAAACAGGAUGAUGGCCUUCUCACACAAAGGGCGACCCCACCAUCGGAACAGGAGUUUGUGGAUAUAUUUCAGAAGAUUAAAUAUUCUUUCAGUCUAUUGGACCGCCUAAAGAUGAAAAUCUCAGAGCCAUCCUCAGAAGAACUCUUGCACCACGUCUUCAUCCCUUUGCACUUGAUGGUGAAGACCACAGGUGGUCCUAAGUUGGCAGCAACAGUCUCCAGCCCCGCUCUGACCAGUGGAGCGAUCUCUCUGCUACAGCAGAAUCUAAACAAACAAGAGAAACAACUUUGGAUGUCACUCGGGCCAAACUGGACCCUGCCAUACUCUCAACUCAGUGAGACUGUGCCUCCAUACAAACCUGUCUUUCUGGAUGGUUGGCAGCCUAUGGUCAUAGAUGCGUAUGGACAACCAAUCGAGGACCCCAUAGAGUCCCAGCACAAACAUGAAGCUCUUAUACAGACUCAACCGGCACGUCUAACUGUACACCAUGAACAUGAUGGGAUGGGAGACUCUCUGCCUCCUCAUGACGAAAGGAUGUAUCGCUGCAGUUAUGACUUUGUAGCACGAAACAGUAGUGAGCUCUCAGUCUUACAGGGAGAAACUCUAGAGGUGUUAGAGUCAACAAAGCGAUGGUGGAAGUGUAAGAAUGAUUAUGGUCAGAUUGGUUUUGUUCCACACAAUAUCCUCGAGCCAAUCAAUCACGCAGAAGUUGACUCUUCCAACAUAGUAAUGCGCAACCAGUCCAUGAAAGCUCCUAUCUCUCCUCCGAGAGCAAUCUCUUUUUAUGGUGCACCCAAUUCCUCAGGCGAAAAAGCAGUCCGCCCUGAUCCACGCCCACACAGUAUGCCGCCAGCUGGAGAUGACGGAGGGAAAGUAAUAUUGAUGAAUGAUGAGCUCUUGCAGCGACUGGCCAAUGGUAGAACAGCAUCAGUACGCCCAGUAGUAAUUAAUAAAGCGAAUGACACAACGGCACCACUGGACUAUCACUCUUCCUCAGCUGAGGUUCAGGAAUGGCUCAGGGCCAAAGGCUUCAACAAUUACACUGUAAACAGUCUGGGUGUCCUGACAGGAGCUCAGCUCUUCUCUCUGAAUAAGGAGGAGCUGCGUUCCGUUUGUCCAGAAGAGGGCAUCAGAGUCUACAGCCAGAUCAUGGUGCAGAAAGCACUGCUGGAGGAUGUGCGGAAGGCCACUGAGUUGGAGGCCAUAAUGAAGAAACAGAAGAUGAAAGUUGAUCUGAAAGCAGAGGGUGGAGAAUUUUAAUGGAUAUUACAUUCACUCACACAUUCAGACAAGCAUUUAUGCUAACAGACAGGUGUGGCAUGAAUCAAGAUCUUUUUAACCAUAAUGAUCUCUGUUGAUUUUAUGUCAUUGAUAAUAUAUAUAUUUCAUCAUUACCACUUAACUCAACAUAUAUAAAUUCAACCCUGUAUAUUCCUUUAUGUAUUGUAUUUUAAUGAUAAAUAAAAUUAUUGGAAAAUUGAAAAUA